Molecule: messenger RNA, 1386 nt
Organism: Eutrema salsugineum
Lineage: Eukaryota; Viridiplantae; Streptophyta; Magnoliopsida; Brassicales; Brassicaceae
Product: microtubule-associated protein RP/EB family member 1A
Exons: 8
Coding region: 258-1103 (281 amino acids)
Biological process (GO): protein localization to microtubule plus-end; thigmotropism; spindle assembly
Cellular component (GO): spindle midzone; microtubule plus-end; microtubule organizing center
Molecular function (GO): microtubule plus-end binding
Source: RefSeq, a predicted model, not a curated record
GCUUUGCUUUUCUUUUUCCCUUUCCUCAGACUCUCUCUCUCUCCCUCCGACCUUUUCUCUACUUCAGUUUCUCUCCCUCACAAGCAAAACCAAAGCAGAUCGAAAUCGCCUGUAAAGGAGAUUUCUUUACAUAUUCUACUGACUACUGAUUUUCCAUCAAUACCCAAAAUUUCUAUCGCUCUUGUUUCAUCUGGUUUCCAAGAGCAAAACAGAAAGGUUUAUUUUUUUUUUGUGGGUUUAGUGAGAACCAAACUCAAAUGGCAACGAACAUCGGAAUAAUGGAUAGUGCCUACUUCGUCGGAAGAAACGAGCUCCUUACUUGGAUCAACGAUCGCCUUCAGCUCAAUCUCUCUCGCGUCGAAGAGGCUGCAUCUGGUGCUGUGCAAUGUCAGAUGCUUGAUAUGACCUUUCCAGGAGUUGUGCCAAUGCACAAGGUUAAUUUUGAUGCAAAGAAUGAGUACGAGAUGAUACAAAACUACAAGGUCCUGCAAGAUGUGUUCAACAAGCUGAAAGUUACAAAGCCAUUGGAAAUUAACAGGCUUGUCAAAGGUCGACCACUUGAUAACUUGGAGUUUCUGCAAUGGCUGAAACGUUUCUGUGAUUCCAUAAACGGUGGCAUUAUGAAUGAGAACUAUAAUCCCGUGGAACGAAGAACAAAAGGUGGUAAAGAGAGGAGUGUUAAGGGAUCUAUUAAGAUUUCAAAGUCACUGCAAACAAACAAUAAUCAUCCUCCAGCAAUUUCCAGUUCGGUUGGUCUUAGCAAAGCCUCAGGGCCUAAGACAGCAAAAGCAGCUGAGGUCGUGCAGGCUUUGAUGAAAGAGGUUACAGAUCUUAAGCUUUCUGUUGAUCUCUUGGAAAAAGAAAGAGAUUUUUACUUCUCCAAGCUUCGGGAUGUAGAGAUACUUUGCCAAACUCCGGAACUUGAAGAUACUCCAAUUGUGGGAGCAGUGAAGAAGAUACUGUAUGCAACCGAUGCGAAUGAGUCUGCACUAGAAGACGCUCAAGAGUACUUAAGCCAGUCCCUAGGAGUCGAAGCUGAAGAAGAAGAAGAGGAAGAAGAAGACGGAGAACAACAACAAGAAGAAGAAAAGACUCAAGCCUAAUCUCUGACAAUUAACAAUCCUAAGCUCUGAAAUUUCCAGCCUUGGCCUUCUCUUCAAAGUCUUCUUGGUUAAAAGGGAACUUGCCGAAUCUUGAAGAUGAAUGAGCUUCCAUUAGAAAGCUUUUAGUUUGAGAACAUUGAGACUUGGCAAAACUCUAGAACUACCAGGUCCAGUGCUCCUUAGUCCUUACUAUUCAAGAUGUUUUUUUUUCUUGUUCUUUUUUGAAAAAAAACAUCAAACUUGAGCCAGCCAGAUUGAGAGAAUCGAAAAGUUUCAGGCUUCU